UUCGUACUUCUUUGGAUUCAUCUUAUAUUAUUGGAAUGAAUCGUUUGUUGACAAAAGAUCAUUUUCAACGAAUUUGUGAGACACCUUUCAGGUGGUGUGUGUACCUAGGUGAAAAGGUGGACAUAAACCGUGAGUUAAUUAAGGUGAUGGUAUGUCGGUGGGCCGGGCAUGACGUUAGCUAUAGGCUGAGUCAUCAACUGGUUCCAUUUACCGUUUUAGAUGUUUUCAUGACGACAGGUUUAGGUAUAGGUGGUUUAGAAGUACCGUUUGAUGAAUGUAUAGAAGGUUUGGUUGGAGAAAUGUUUAACAGAAAAAGCACGUCUUUGAAUGACUUGGUUGAAGUGUUUAAUGCGAUUGUUGUAGACAAAAACACAGACAUUGAUGUUGUUUGUAGGUUGUAUAUAUUUGUUUGUUUGGUUGUGUUUUUCUUUCCUAGAAAGUCUAAGGUAGUAGCUAACAUGCCAUCAAGAGUGUUAGAUGACCUAGACAGCCUCUGUUUAUAUGAUUGGGCUACCGGUGUACAUAAACACCUAGUUGAUAGUUUGAAUAAAGGCAUGAAAAAAAUAAUGGCUGGACAAAUCCGCAGUUCGCUAAGUCUAAGUGGCAAUCUUGCGGUAUUGCAGGCCUGGGCGGUGGAGAGAUUUUCCCUUGAUGGAAAUCCAAUUAAUAGGGAUUUCCCUCGGAUGCUCCGUUGGUUCCGGUAUAAGGCACGGUCAUUUGAAAUUAUUGACGAUAUAUUUCGGACUGCUGAAGUAAGUACUUCAUUUAAGUUUGUUAUAAAUAUUGAUGAUUUGAAUGCAGCCAUUAAUAUGUUUGAAUGUUUGUAGUUCAAGUCUGAGUGGUAUGUUGGGGAACGUGUCCGUGACCUGCCCGAAAUCAAAGCUGCAUUUGAGUUGUUUGAUGGAGGGAUAGGUGUACCGCAGUUGCCAAAAUGAUGUAGAGUUGAUGAAGCUGUAGAUGAUAGCUUCGAUGAUGGCACCUUUGAAACAAACCUUGAGGAGACAUUGAAGAAGAAUAAUGAAGAAAUGAUGGCGUUGUCUUCAAGGCUAGUUUUUUUGAAGAAUGAGGUAUGUAAAAUUCGUGACAUUCCAAUUGUGAAUGAAGAAGGUGUUGGAGGACUUGAUGAAGAACCUUUAGGUGA
Molecule: messenger RNA, 1141 nt
Organism: Vigna radiata var. radiata (mung bean)
Lineage: Eukaryota; Viridiplantae; Streptophyta; Magnoliopsida; Fabales; Fabaceae
Exons: 2
Coding region: 36-827 (263 amino acids)
Source: RefSeq, a predicted model, not a curated record